This is a messenger RNA of Pleurotus ostreatus (oyster mushroom), 846 nucleotides long. RefSeq lists its product as uncharacterized. The record is from RefSeq and is a predicted model, not a curated record. The coding region runs from base 1 to 846 and encodes 281 amino acids. Gene Ontology annotation, molecular function: crossover junction DNA endonuclease activity; four-way junction DNA binding. Gene Ontology annotation, biological process: meiotic DNA recombinase assembly; reciprocal meiotic recombination. Gene Ontology annotation, cellular component: replication fork; Rad51C-XRCC3 complex; Rad51B-Rad51C-Rad51D-XRCC2 complex. Lineage: Eukaryota; Fungi; Basidiomycota; Agaricomycetes; Agaricales; Pleurotaceae. The transcript has 6 exons.
AUGUCGUUAGACUCCCAGCCAUUGGUGUCGCUGCCCCUCCCACCGGCGACGCUCUCUUCCCUUGCGAAAGCCGGAUAUGAAACGGUAGAUGACUUGCUGUCCAGCACGGUAGAAGACCUAGCUAAAGAGUUACAUGUACCUAACGACACAGCUCAGAAGAUCUUUGCAUUGGUUGAGAAAAGAAACGAACGCGUUCCGUUGAGUCAGCCCGUGUCCGUGCUUGCUUCGAAAGCGACGGGACGGGUGGUUUCUACGACAUGCGCGCCGCUGGACCAUAUCCUGGGCGGAGGAAUCUCUCGCGCCCAUGUUCUAGAACUCUCAGGCCCGCCUGGGACAGUGAAGGAAGAUAUGGCCAUUGGAAUAGUCAAGGCAUUCAGCGACCUCAACGAGCGUACCAUCUUCGUUGGUAGUGCUCUCAUAUACGUCCCCCAGCCUUCGCUUCUUGUCAUAAAUUCAAUAUCCUUUCCCUUCCAUUCCGCCUCUUCGCUUUCUAGGCAAACUAGAAAUUCUCUCCUUGAUCGAAUCAAACAGGCACUGACAAAAGCGUGUGCUGCACACAAUCUGACCGUAGUCACCACGACACAAAUGGCUACGAAAUUCGUCGGAUUAGAUGGACUCCCCGCGAAUUUCGAUGCAGCUGGUUCCCGGGGAGUUAUGCUUCCGCAAUUAGGGCCUUCGUACCUACCUGAUCGUCGCACAACUCGUGUGGUCGUUGCGCCAUCCAGCCAAACUAGCGGCGUGCUCCGAACAUUAUCUCGCCCGCUUCAUCAAAGUGCGGCGUUGCCUGGUCCGGUCGAAUAUAUCUUGCCCUCUACAUCCAGAAUCCCGUGUCACGUAGAUGGCUAG